Molecule: messenger RNA, 1038 nt
Organism: Linum tenue
Lineage: Eukaryota; Viridiplantae; Streptophyta; Magnoliopsida; Malpighiales; Linaceae
Source: the annotation of a GenBank genome assembly
AUGGGAGCAAGCAGCGACCCUAAUCAAGACGGCGGCUCCGAUGAGCAGCAGAAGCGAUCCGAGAUCUACACCUAUGACGCUCCCUGGCACAUCUACGCAAUGAACUGGAGCGUCCGCCGCGACAAGAAGUACCGGCUCGCCAUAGCCAGCCUCAUGGAGCAGUACCAGAACCGCGUUGAGAUUGUUCAGCUCGACGAUUCCAACGGCGAGAUCCGCUGCGACCAAAACCUCUCCUUCGAGCACCCUUUCCCUCCGACGAAGACCAUGUUCAUCCCUGACAAGGACUGCCAGAAGCCGGACCUCCUGGCCACCUCCAGCGACUUCCUCCGCGUCUGGCGAAUCUCCGACGACCGGGUGGAGCUCAAGAGCCUCCUCAACGGCAACAAGAACAGCGAGUAUUGCGGCCCUCUCACCUCCUUUGACUGGAACGAGGCCGAGCCCAAGCGAAUUGGCACCUCCAGCAUCGACACCACCUGCACCAUCUGGGACAUAGAGCGCGAAACAGUCGACACCCAGCUCAUCGCCCACGAUAAGGAGGUCUACGACAUCGCCUGGGGCGGCGUCGGCGUCUUCGCCUCCGUCUCCGCGGAUGGCUCCGUUAGGGUCUUCGAUUUGCGGGACAAGGAGCACUCCACCAUUAUCUACGAGAGCUCUGAGCCUGAUACCCCCUUGGUCCGCCUGGGAUGGAACAAACAGGACCCCAGGUACAUGGCCACCAUCAUCAUGGACAGUGCCAAGGUUGUCGUCCUCGACAUCCGCUUCCCUACCCUACCCGUGGUUGAGUUGCAGCGGCACCAUGCCAGCGUCAACGCUAUCGCCUGGGCACCUCAUAGCUCUUGCCACAUUUGCACCGCUGGAGACGAUUCCCAGGCCUUGAUUUGGGAUCUCUCCUCCAUGGGCCAGCCUGUUGAGGGCGGACUCGAUCCCAUUCUUGCUUAUACAGCGGGCGCCGAAAUUGAGCAGCUGCAGUGGUCCUCUUCCCAGCCUGAUUGGGUUGCUAUUGCCUUCUCUACCAAGCUCCAGAUUCUCAGGGUCUGA